AUGGCCGCAUCCGAUCAAUCCGGUAAUAAUAAUAAUAAACGUAAUCGUAAUCGUAAUAAAUCGCGUAGUAGUAAUUCAAACUCGUCCGGUAAUUCGUCGAACGGUAACGGUGAUCGUGGUAGUAAUAAUGGCUUCGUACAAGCCAAAGAUCGUACCUGCUAUAAGUGUCAUAAACGGGGCCACAUGGCCAAGUCUUGUCGAUCCGCCGGAGGGAAUUAUAGAAACGAUACCAACCCUCGGGGAAGUAUCGUUUGCUAUCGAUGCAAUCUAACCGGGCAUAUAGGUCGUAAUUGUCCGCAGAACGGUGAUUCGUCGCGUAAUAACGGUGGUAACGGUUCGUCGAGUGGUACGUCGGAAGUCGAUGAAACGCGUAAGAUACACGAUAUCAUCAACGAUCAUUUGAUCAAAACGUCUGUAACUGUAAGUAUAAAUGACGUAGAUAUCAUACCUACGAAUCAGCAAGAUGUACGUAGUUCGGUAGAGUCAGCUCCUGGGUGCUCAUCUUGGGUAAACCCAGAUGAGUUGAGCGAAGCCGAACGUAGCGGUGAAAUCAACGUUGAUCGUAGUAUGAUUGAUACUUCAGCUACCGACGAUCGAUCCGAUGAUUUUGCUUGUUUUGCACUCGCUGGGGUUGCGAUGAUCAUCUAA
This is a messenger RNA of Planococcus citri (citrus mealybug), 648 nucleotides long. RefSeq lists its product as uncharacterized. Lineage: Eukaryota; Metazoa; Arthropoda; Insecta; Hemiptera; Pseudococcidae. Bases 1 to 648 code for a protein of 215 amino acids. The transcript has 3 exons. Gene Ontology annotation, biological process: positive regulation of cytoplasmic translation. The record is from RefSeq and is a predicted model, not a curated record. Gene Ontology annotation, cellular component: cytoplasm. Gene Ontology annotation, molecular function: translation regulator activity; zinc ion binding; mRNA binding.